AUGCCAUUCCAAUCUCUUCUCCCACCAAUCGACAUUCCAGACGCAGAUAUCUGGGAGUUUCUGUUCGAACGUCCGGGCAGAGCAUUUCCUGACCACCAUAUCAUUCUCACCGACAGCUUGACGAAAGCUCAACAUACCUUCGGCGAAAUUCGAACAGAUGCUCUCCAGUUUGCAAAGACGUUGAAAUCGCGAUAUGGCUGGAAUAAAGGCGAUGUUCUGGCGAUAUACUCCCCAAACUGCGCAGCAAUGAGCGUUCUUAUCUGGGGUUGCCUAGCAGUUGGUGGUGUGGUCAGCACCAUCAAUCCUUCCUACAAUGCCGAAGAGCUCACCUUUCAAAUCCAAGAUACGAGGGCACGGUUAAUCGCAGUUUACCCAGAACUCGUCAACACCGUCCGCGAGGCGAUCCGGGAGUUCAAGCUGGACAUGGAGAUUUUGCUGCUGGAUCAAGCUACGUCAAAAGAAUGCGCCAAUAUCCCAACAUUGUCUUCGGUCCUGGAUAAUGCCGUGGUGUCGAAAGAAGAGCGCUCUACGUGGCGGAAAUCGAUCGUCCCCAGCCAGGAUCUGGCGUUUCUCAUUUACUCAUCUGGGACGACGGGUCGACCCAAGGGUGUCAUGCUGACUCACAGAAACAUCGUCGCCAACAUUUUGCAGAUAUCCAGUGUCGAAGGGCCGAAUCUUUCGUGGGAAGCCGACAAGGUCUUGGGAUUUCUUCCGUUGUACCACAUUUAUGGGUUGACUUGUUUAUUACAUCGAAGCCUGUAUAGUGGCGUACCACUUGUCAUUAUGCCCAAGUUUGACCUGGAAGCAUUUUGUUCUCUCGUUAUGACCCACAAGGUUACAUAUGCCUACGUUGCGCCUCCGGUUCUCGUGAUGUUGAGCAAGCAUCCGAUAGUGACAAAUUUCGACCUGAGUUCUCUACGGAUGAUGAAUUCAGGGGCUGCCCCAUUGACCAGGGAAUUGGUAGAGAAUGUCUACACGCGCCUGAAUCUCCGAGUCAAGCAAGGCUAUGGCCUAACUGAGACAAGUCCUACGACCCACUUACAACUUUGGAGUGACUGGAACAAUCCAAUUGGCUCUGUCGGUCAAUUACUACCAAACAUGACCGCAAAGAUCAUGUUGCCCGACGGCAAAGAGGCACCCUUGGGCGAAGCAGGCGAGAUAUGGCUACGAGGACCAAACAUCUUCAAAGGAUAUUUCCGCAACGACAUAGCAACGAAAGACUCUCUAACUAGUGACGGAUACUUCAAAACGGGUGAUGUCGGCUACCAAAACUCCAUGGGCCUGUUCUUCAUCACGGACAGACUCAAAGAACUGAUAAAAUAUAACGGAUUUCAAGUGCCACCGGCCGAGUUGGAGGGCAUCUUAAUAUCACAUCCAAAGGUCUCGGACGUGGCUACCUUGGGAAUAUACGACAAAGAAAGGGCCACCGAGAUCCCAUGUGCAUUCGGUGUGCCCACUGAUGGAGUUGUUGGGGACGCCUUACUUGCUAAAGAGAUUGUCCAGUGGCUAGCGAAAAGAGUAGCACCGCAUAAAAGGUUGAGAGGAGGAUUCCACUGGGUAGAGGCGAUCCCUAAGAGUGCGGCUGGUAAAAUCUUGCGAAAGGACCUUAGACUGCUGGCUAACGAGAUAAUUACGACUGCAAGACCUCACAAACUAUAG
This is a messenger RNA of Cladophialophora psammophila CBS 110553, 1659 nucleotides long. RefSeq lists its product as uncharacterized. Gene Ontology annotation, biological process: secondary metabolic process. The record is from RefSeq and is a predicted model, not a curated record. Bases 1 to 1659 code for a protein of 552 amino acids. Gene Ontology annotation, molecular function: CoA-ligase activity. NCBI's taxonomy places the organism in Eukaryota, Fungi, Ascomycota, Eurotiomycetes, Chaetothyriales, Herpotrichiellaceae. The transcript is spliced from 4 exons.